UAAAGAGAGGGAAAAAAAUGGGAUUUGGAGUUCGCAUUAAUGGCGUGGGCUUCUCCUUCAUUCUGUUAACUUUCUUUGUACUAUGUUCUGCCACUGAUGAGAGCCAUAUUUUCUUCUCAAGUCAUGACAUGUUAGCUGAAAAAAGACAUAAAAUACUUUCGGCCAUUGAAUCUGCUUUGGGAAUGAGAGAUAUAGAGAAUAUGGAUCCAGACAUUUGGGCAAAGGCAUUUGUAGAACACUACUACACCAACGGAGGAGACACUUUGGUAACAGCAUUCGUGGAGCACUACUACACCACCUUCGACACCAACCGAGGAAACUUACAGAAUCUUUAUGGAGAAGAUUCUACGCUCACCUUCGAAGGCCAGAAGAUCCGAGGCGCUUCCAACGUUGUUGCAAAACUCACCUCCCUCCCUUUCCAGCGGUGCUACCACUCCGUCUCCACCGUCGACUGGCAGCCCUCCGGCGUCAAUGACGGUUUGCUUGUGUUCGUCACCGGAAGCAUCCAACUCCCUCUCCAACAACAACAACAUCUCAAGUUCAGUCAGGUUUUCCAUUUGGUCUCAACAUCGCAGGGAGGGUUUUAUGUCAUGACUGACAUGUUCCGUAUCAACUAUGCAUAAUGCCAUAUCCAAUAUUCUAGCAUUGGAUAAUUGAGACUCAACGUGGGUUCUUUUCCAUUGAAUGCUUCAUAAUUCAUAAUUGUAUAUGUUACUAUAUAUGUUGUAUUUAGAAAUUUCUGUUUGUAAUUGGUUAAAAAACACCUUCAAGAAUAAAUGUUGAAAGAUUACCGGGUAAUGGAGAUUAAAAACUUUAAUUAAU
Messenger RNA from Cajanus cajan (pigeon pea), 822 nucleotides. RefSeq names its product nuclear transport factor 2B-like. Gene Ontology annotation, biological process: nucleocytoplasmic transport. Lineage: Eukaryota; Viridiplantae; Streptophyta; Magnoliopsida; Fabales; Fabaceae. The record is from RefSeq and is a predicted model, not a curated record.